This is a messenger RNA of Triticum dicoccoides, 1364 nucleotides long. Its product is annotated as dehydration-responsive element-binding protein 2A. The transcript is spliced from 2 exons. Gene Ontology annotation, molecular function: transcription cis-regulatory region binding; DNA-binding transcription factor activity. Bases 289 to 1125 code for a protein of 278 amino acids. Gene Ontology annotation, biological process: response to stress; positive regulation of DNA-templated transcription. Lineage: Eukaryota; Viridiplantae; Streptophyta; Magnoliopsida; Poales; Poaceae. Gene Ontology annotation, cellular component: nucleus. The record is from RefSeq and is a predicted model, not a curated record.
CCCACCCCCACCCCACCCCACCCCCGCCCCUGCCCCCGCACCCCACGUCAAAACCAAGGCGGCGGCAGCGGGGCGGGAGAGCGGGGAGCACCGACCGACACCGGCCGACAGGGCGGGCUGCAUGCGGAGCUGAGGCGAGGCGGGGAGAGAUCCGGCGCGGGUGCCACCGCCGGCCGGCCGCGGGAGAUCUGGUUGGUGGCGCCGCCCGGAUAAGGGAGCGGCCGCGGAGGCGGCGAGGGGAGAGCAGCCGAAGCGAGAGGAGAUCUCUCUCGUCCCUCUUCUCGCUCCAUGGAGACCGGGGGUAGCAAGCGGGAAGGGGACUGCCCCGGGCAGGAAAGGAAGAAGAAAGUGCGCAGGAGAAGCACCGGUCCUGAUUCGGUUGCUGAAACCAUCAAGAAGUGGAAGGAGGAAAACCAGAAGCUCCAGCAAGAGAAUGGAUCCCGGAAAGCACCGGCCAAGGGUUCCAAGAAAGGGUGCAUGGCAGGGAAAGGAGGUCCAGAGAAUUCAAACUGCGCUUACCGCGGUGUGAGGCAGAGGACGUGGGGGAAAUGGGUUGCUGAGAUCCGUGAGCCCAACCGUGGCAAUCGGCUGUGGCUUGGUUCAUUCCCUACUGCAGUCGAAGCUGCACGUGCAUAUGAUGAUGCGGCAAGGGCAAUGUAUGGCGCCAAAGCACGUGUCAACUUCUCAGAGCAGUCCCCGGAUGCCAACUCUGGUUGCACGCUGGCACCUCCAUUGCUGACGUCUAAUGGGGCAACCGCUGCAUCACAUCCUUCUGAUGGGAAGGAUGAAUCGGAGUCUCCUCCUUCUCUUAUCUCAAAUGGGCCGACAGCUGCGCUGCGUCGGUCUGAUGCUAAGGAUGAGUCUGAGUCUGCAGGGACCGUGGCACGUAAGGUGAAGAAAGAAGUGAGCAAUGAUUUGAGAAGUACCCAUGAGGAGCACAAGACCCUGGAAGUAUCCCAACCAAAAGGGAAGGCUUUACAUAAAGAAGCGAACGUAAGUUAUGAUUACUUCAACGUCGAGGAAGUUCUUGACAUGAUAAUUGUGGAGUUGAGUGCUGAUGUAAAAAUGGAAGCACAUGAAGAGUACCAAGAUGGUGAUGAUGGGUUUAGUCUUUUCUCAUAUUAGGGUUUUAGCUAUGAGGGUUGUAGUCAUGCGGAGCAAUAGGGAUAACUUUCAUUCUAGCUGCUAGGAAAUACUUCAAAUUAUCUGCAACCCGAAGCUCUGUAGUCACUUAUGGUUUUCAUCUUACUGGAGAGAAUAGCUUUAUACCAUAAGUCAACGGGUACAAGAAGUUGUCCUGUGCGUUGAGUUCAUGUACUAUGGUAAAAGUUGAGUCCAUAUUUAAUGAGCUUACUCUGUUGAUA